GUACCGUCACCACCCAACCCCACCAAGUGAGUGGUGUUUUGGGGGGGUCCGUGUUACUCUCCCCAACUUUAUCCCUCAACGAGACAGUGAAGAAGAUCGAGUGGAGCUUUUCCACCAGUACUGGUGCCACCAUUCAAAUAGCAGAACUGGGGCUCGAUGGUUUGGAACGUCCAGAUCCUCAAGAUCGAUUUCAAAAUCGAUUGGAAAUGUUCAACCAGACGACGUUGAAGAUCCAAAACCUGCAACGAGGUGACAACGGGAUCUACGGGGCUCGGCUCAAACUUCUCCCAGCCUUGGUGAAGGAUCAAGUCUUCAAUCUUUCCAUCUAUGGGUCGGUGCCAACACCAGAGAUUCGAUAUCAACAUCUCUCCCUCAGCACCCAAGGGUGCAACGUCACCUUGAGGUGUUGGGUGCCGGCUGGUAGCGAUGCUGAGCUCACCUGGCAGCUCAACAACUCCUCAGGGACACGGUGGGGACAACUCUGUGAGGACAGAUGGACACUGUGCUUGGCUGUACCCACCAACUCCUUCAAUUCCAGCUACACCUGCGUGGCCAAAAAUCCCACCCAGGAGAAGAAUGUCACCAUCCAGCUGGACACCCUGUGCUGGCAGCAGG
This is a messenger RNA of Antrostomus carolinensis (chuck-will's-widow), 615 nucleotides long. RefSeq names its product T-lymphocyte surface antigen Ly-9-like. The annotation marks the transcript as partial. The record is from RefSeq and is a predicted model, not a curated record. The transcript has 2 exons. Gene Ontology annotation, cellular component: membrane. Lineage: Eukaryota; Metazoa; Chordata; Aves; Caprimulgiformes; Caprimulgidae.